GAGUAUCAGGUUUCAAACUAAUGUAGGACCGAGUAUCUUGCUUUUUUUCUGUUGCCUUGAUUGACCAUUCCAGUGCCAUCAGAGUGGAGGAAAUGUAUGUACUCUGAGCUGAGAAAAAAUUUUUGCUCUACAGGCAGCAGCACAAGGAAAGGAAAAUCAUUUAUCCAGUGUGAAGAAUGAGCGACAGUUUCCAGGAAGACAGGUAUGAGAGGAUAUGGGGUCAUUAACAGUGUGUGUCUCUCGGGGUCCUGACGUUCAGGAGAGACAGUUCAGAGGUCUUUCACUGUCCCUGCAGAGGAGGGUCAUCCAUUUCGCCAGCGGUGAGACUCUGGAGGAAGAUGACAGUGAGGAGGAGGAUACAUUACAAGAGGAGGUGUUUAGGGAGCCUGAAGACAUGCCCAAACUCCCAUGGAGAGCUUUUACUUGGUCUCUGGGCAGGAAGUCAUUGCGCACUUGUGAUUUUCUUGGGGAAAAACUGGCUGGUCUACUUGGUCUCAACACUGCCAAAUACCAGUAUGCUGUAGAUGAACAUCAGCGUGAUAACAAGAACAUAGGCAGUAAAGACACUGAAUGCUCCUAUGAGAAAAGAAGGGAGAGAAGUCACCUUUCUUUGAGGAUGAGCAGUGAAUAUGGUGCCACAAGCUCCCAAGGAGUCCCAGCUGGUUCUCAAGCCACUGAGCACAGAACGACAGGAUCCCACAACAUGGGUUAUCAAGAUGAUAAUAAGAACUGAAAAAGAACUAGGCUAAUAAACAAAUCAAAUGUUAUUUGUCAUAUGCGCUGAAUGACCGUGAAAUGCCUACUUACAUUUUUUUGCAUUGUUUGUUGAAAUGUAAGUUUAAAAAAAAGUUAAAUAAACUAAAGGAAAAAUAGUAAAACAAUAGUAUGCAUUGAACUUGUUGUGCUAACAAACUAAGAGAGCAAAUAUUUAUAUUGCUGUGUGUAUUUGUUGGUGUUCCUCUGUGAUUUCUACUGUAUUGCACUUUAUCUGACUAUAUUAAUACCAUUCUGAAAUGUUAAUUAAAAACACGCAGUAUACAUUUUC
Messenger RNA from Oncorhynchus nerka (sockeye salmon), 1045 nucleotides. Its product is annotated as protein FAM177A1-like. NCBI's taxonomy places the organism in Eukaryota, Metazoa, Chordata, Actinopteri, Salmoniformes, Salmonidae. The record is from RefSeq and is a predicted model, not a curated record. The transcript has 5 exons. The coding region runs from base 215 to 733 and encodes 172 amino acids.